AUGCUCCCGCGAAACCCGGAGGAUGGCAUCAGCUUCCUCGAACCCCUUAUGUUAACAUCUCGAACUCCGUAUGAACGCGGAGUAUCUGCUGUCGCUCGGCGCGCUACAGCUGCUGCUGCCGCCGCUCGCGCAGGACAGCAUGGCGUCCGUGCAAUCCGCUGCGACGCUGUCGCUGGGUCGCCUGGCGAAUGUGUCGCACACGUAAUCGCACCACCUCGUGCAGCGCAACGUGUCGCCUUCCCUCGUCGUUCCCUCUUCUUCUCUUCCUCUACCCCUCAGCCGCACCAAUCGACAUCACAAGCGCGCAGCAGCAUAUCUAGUCACGCCACGCUGAUAUCUAGUGCCGUGCGGCGCCACGCUGGCGCUGAGCUGGCAGAGGCGGGCUUGCUGCCGUUGCUGACGGAAUGCCUUCCGGAUGCCAUGCUGGCAGUGCGGGAGACUGCUGCGUGCGCAUUGGGCCACGUGGUGAAGCACAGCGGUGACAUGGCGAUGAGGGUUGCACCACGCUUGCUCUUCCCUCCUCUUAUCUCUGCAGCUGUCCUUCCCUUCUCUCUUCCCUUGUCGUUUGCUCCUGUCCGCAUCUGCACAAGCGCUAGAAUUUUGCAUCGCCACAACAGCUCCUUUGCAACCAUCUCCACGCCUCUCUGCACCCCUGUGUCCCUUUUUGAUUCCACUGUCUCCCUGCCCAUCUGCACGCAUUUGUCCCUUUUUAGUUCCCCAGUCUCCCUGCACAUCUGCACCCCUGAAAGGUCUGCGUCUCCCUCUCACCCAUCGCCAGCCACACUGAAUGCCUCCCCCUGGCAUCAGCAGGAGCGAUGGUGA
This is a messenger RNA of Closterium sp. Yama58-4, 822 nucleotides long. NCBI's taxonomy places the organism in Eukaryota, Viridiplantae, Streptophyta, Zygnematophyceae, Desmidiales, Closteriaceae. The record is from the annotation of a GenBank genome assembly.